Molecule: messenger RNA, 724 nt
Organism: Medioppia subpectinata
Lineage: Eukaryota; Metazoa; Arthropoda; Arachnida; Sarcoptiformes; Oppiidae
Source: the annotation of a GenBank genome assembly
CAUUAAUCGCUUUAUUUUAAUACUAGCCAGUUAAGUUACUUCGAAAACUCAAACCUCGCGUUCAAUUGAUUUUGAAAACUCUUAUCAAUCGAUAAACUCAGACACUAUAGUACUGGAAGUGAUAUCAUAGAAGAGUUGAUCACAAUUUGUGAUGUCUAUAGCGCCUGAAUGUGGUUCAGACAUAAGUAAUGCAACUUUGGUUAAUGUAACUGAUAUGACAUCAAUAGAUCCAGUGGUGACUCUGACCGGUGCCGACAAAAGCGGUGUCAAAUCGGGCGCAGAUGUGGUCAGUGCUGUUCCCCACGCUAUCAAUGAUAUUCCAAAGCAAAGCAAUACAUUGAAUACAUGCAAAAGCAAUAGCACUGAAAUACGGCCCAACAUGACUACCAUUACCAGUAAUAACCGUAUGAUUGCCCCCAAACCUAUCGCAACCACUUCUUCCAUUCCCAUCAGACCCGAGACCAUCGCCGAUAAAACCCAAACUGUAAUCAUAACCACUUCCGCGGACUCUUCGGUCAAUUCAACCAUAUCUGGCGCUAAAUAUGGCAUAAAUAAAAUGAUUCCCAUAAAUAGUCACAUAGCGUUAGUUACCUCUCCAGACGGCACAUCCAUGUUAGCGGUUCCCAUGUCUUCAUUGGUGGCAAAGGGAAACGUCAACAUCAAGUCAUCCGUAACCCCGGUUUCUAUCAGUUCUGCGGCUUUGAAUUUGUUUUCAUACAAUUAA